This is a messenger RNA of Durusdinium trenchii, 1377 nucleotides long. Lineage: Eukaryota; Dinophyceae; Suessiales; Symbiodiniaceae. The record is from the annotation of a GenBank genome assembly.
AUGGAUUUUGACGAGUUGGAUGAGUUGGAUCCUGUGGAAGUUCCUGACCUGGGUCGGGACCUCGCCGUGAUCAUCCUGGGCGCCACCGGUUACACUGGUAGCUUGAUGGUUGAGCACUUGGAUGCCCUGGUCGACCUACAACCCAAAGCCGAACAACUCAAAUGGGGUGUAGCUGGUCGAAACCUGGCAAAGCUGAAGAACGUGGCGAGCCACUGCCGGAGCUGCCCACAAAUUUUUCACGUCUCCGAUGACGCGCAGUUGGAUCACAUGGUCUCCAAGGGCCGAGUGGUGAUCUCGGCGAUUGGACCUUAUGCUCUUUGUGGGGAGGCUGUGGUGGAAGCUUGCGUGAAGAACUCCACGCAUUACGUCGACAUCACGGGCGAAGUUCCCUGGAUGUAUCAGAUGGUCCAGAAGUAUCACGCUCGAGCAGAAGAGCUCAAGACAAAGAUCGUUCUCUCUGCAGGGAAUGUGUGUGCUCCGGAUGAGAUCUUGUGCUACAGCCUGGUUCGGACGCUAGGACCUUUGAAAGACUAUCGUGAAUAUUUCAGCCAGUUCGGAGGGAUCAGCGGAGGAACGCUGCAGACGAACAUCACUUCCUUGUGCAGCGACGAAGAUGGCCAGAUCAUUGCCAAAGAUCCUUUUUGCCUUGGCGGCAGAGGAAGCAAAGACAGGCCCGAGGAUUUGGACUGCGACCAGGUGGAGGCUGACUCGCUGUAUCCAUCCGUGUAUUUGGCUCCUGCGUACAACAGCUCGACCGGCUCUCGAGUUCUCCGCCGCAGCGCCGAGCUCUUUGCUGCCGAUCUGCGCUACGGCCAGGAGCUGCGGGUGGUGAUCCGCGAGGGGCACUUGCAGCGAGCGAUGGCGGAGCAGCAGCUGCAAUCCUUCUCCACCCCCAAGAAGGAGGCAGCCGACGCCCUCCUGCAGGCGCGCGAAAGGGACCAAGCGCCCUGGCCGGGCUUCGGUCCGCCGAAGGAGCUCCGGAAGCUCUACGGUGCUGAGAUCAUUGCUCUGGCACAGGCGGAGUCAGGUCAUUGGGCCUAUGCUCGCUGGACCUCGGGCUGUGCCUAUGAAGUCUCUGCCAUGUGCGCUGUGUGCGGGGCAUUGGUCUUGGCGGAAGAGGCGGGCGGAGCCGGUGGAGUUCUCACGCCAGCCUUCGCCUUCCAUGGAACCACGUGGAUCGAUCGUUUGCAAGAGGUGCCCUUCGCCAAUCGUGGUGGCCAGAAAAUUGCCUUGGAGAUCCAUGAGGGGAAACCCACUGAAGAGAUCUUGAGAGCGCAAAUCUCCGAACGCAAUCGACGCGUCAUGAUCGGCCAACAGAAGCUCUUGAAGCUUGCCAAGCCUUGGAAGACCCCGGCGCUUUGUGAGAGCUCCAUUUGA